AUGGAGAAAAUCUCAGACAGUUUUCCAGGGUUUUGCCUUAAAGCUACGCUUUGCGGUGCUGGAGGAUACGUGCUCGGUGGUUUGGCAACAAGAUCUAUUGAAGAGGAUGACCUGGAAGCUGAGCAGACAGUCAUCGAGUUGCUUGAAUAUUCGGAUGAAAAUCAAAGGACCGUUGAGAAACUUGAAAAAGUUGCAAACUCGGUUAAUUUGUAG
Messenger RNA from Arabis nemorensis, 213 nucleotides. Lineage: Eukaryota; Viridiplantae; Streptophyta; Magnoliopsida; Brassicales; Brassicaceae. The record is from the annotation of a GenBank genome assembly.